Cygnus olor (mute swan) is the source of this 2293-nucleotide messenger RNA. RefSeq names its product coiled-coil domain containing 90B (gene CCDC90B). Gene Ontology annotation, molecular function: nucleic acid binding; RNA-DNA hybrid ribonuclease activity. The transcript has 9 exons. Gene Ontology annotation, cellular component: mitochondrion. The record is from RefSeq and is a predicted model, not a curated record. The coding region runs from base 333 to 1130 and encodes 265 amino acids. NCBI's taxonomy places the organism in Eukaryota, Metazoa, Chordata, Aves, Anseriformes, Anatidae.
AGCCAAAAACUCCUUUUGAUGAUGUGGAUGAUCCUCCCAUCAGCUUCACUGAUGGGAGCAGCUACGUCAUCAGUGGAAAACGACAUGCUGGGUAUGCAGUUACCACUUGCAAAAAGGUAGUAGAAUCUGGACCUUUGCUGACAGAUACCUCUGCACAAAAGGCCAAGAUAAUUGCUCUGACCCGUGCCUUAGAAAUAGCAAGAGGAAAGAAAAUAAACAUCUAUACAGAUUCAAGGUAUGCAUUUGGAGUCGUGCACGCACACGGAGCCAUCUGGAAAGAAAGACGACUGUUAAAUUUGCAAGGAAAAAAUAUCAAACAUGAGAAAGAGAUAAUGCACUUACUGGAAGCGGUCCAGCUACCUGAAAAGGUAGCAGUCAUGCGUAUUAAGGCACACCAGAAGGUGAGCUCAGAAUUGGAGGAAGGAAAUGAUCUGGCGGACAGAGAGGCAAAAGAAGCAGCAAAAGGUUUUGCUGCCACACUCCUUAGGAAUUCAUACGAUGUUAGAAGAGUUGAAAUCACUCCACUGGAGCAGAGGAGAGUGACUUUUGAUACUCAUGCCUUAGUGCAGGAUCUAGAAGCCCAUGGCUUUGCAAAAGAACAAGCAGAGACCAUUGUAUCGGCGCUAAUCACCCUGUCGAAUGUCAGUUUAGACACGGUCUAUAAGGAUAUGGUUACCCAGGCUCAGCAGGAAAUAACUUUACAGCAGAUAAUGGCACAUUUGGACUCCAUUCGAAAAGAUAUGGUUAUUCUGGAAAAAAGUGAAUUUGCAAACUUGAGAGCUGAGAAUGAGAAAAUGAAAAUUGAAUUAGAUCAAGUUAAACAGCAGUUAAUGAAUGAAACCGGUAAAAUCCGAGCUGACAGUAAGCUAGAUAUAAACCUGGAGAGGAGCAGAGUGACAGAUAUGUUUACAGAUCAAGAGAGGAAAUUGAUGGAAGCAUCUACAGAGUUUCAUAAAAAAGAUUCAAGUACCAACAGCGUUAUUUCAGAAAUCAGCAAUAAAAUUGACACUGAAAUAGCUUCCUUAAAAACACUGAUGGAAUCGAAUAAACUUGAUACGAUACGUUACUUGGCAGCUUCAGUAUUCACUUGCUUAGCAAUAGCACUGGGAUUUUACAGGUUCUGGAAGUAGAUCUAAAUGGAACGAGAGCAUCAAAUACAGAUGGAGAAAAGGCCACCCAAGCAACAUCAACUAGACAAUCACGUUUGAGCUUAGAUAACUUUGGUACCUUUUUGUUUUGAUAUUCUUACUGUGCACUAAAGUGUUUUCUGACUUUGUAACACUAAAGAUCAAAAUAAUUGAGUGGGGAGUAGGCAAAUAAUAGUAAUAUUUCAUUGUCCCCUAUUGAAUAAUGUAUUUAUUUCAAAAUACUUCUAUAUAAAAUCAGAAAGUGUUCCCUAAUGGGUUUUAGAAUCAAGUCUGUUGUCUUUUAGAACACUUCCAGUGCUCUCAGCUCCACUCAAACUGGAGAUACUAAACACCUGACAUGCCCAUGAAAAUAUGGGACUACUGUUUCCGAAUUAGUAUUACCAACACGGGGGAAUUCCAGCAGAUCUACGCUGACCAAGCAAAGUAAUCUGAAAUGUCGGAGCUGGAUGUUUGCCUGUAGUCUGUUCCUCUCUUUUCUGAUGGGUUGAAGCUUGGUCCUUUGGUUUUAUAUUUUCAUAAAUAAAUAGGAAUAUAUAUACAUAUACAUAUAUAUAUAUAUAUAUAUAUAAAAAACGCACUCCAAGGCCUUUACUAAAGAAUCCUUGUUCUUCUUGAAGAAUGGUUUACAUACAGUUAAAAUCUCAUGUGAAACCAAAAUGUCUCUACAGAUCUAGUUAUUUUUAAUAUCUUCCAAUUUCUGUAACCCUAGAGGCCAGCUCUCCAAUGGGAAAAUUUGUCUUCCUCUUUCUGAGGGGAAAUGCCUCUAUUCUCACCAACUGCAUACAGCCCUGGGACCGACAAGUGCUCUUAACUCCUCCAUUCAAGGAGUACUGAGUAUUUCCAAUAAACCUUUGUGUGUUUUCUGGGUAUAAGACCUGGCUUGUAACACAGAAACUCAACACCUCAGAUAGUGUUGUUGUGGCUCUUGUUGUCCUGCUCCCAUCUCCAUGCUGCUCCGGAGUGGACCGUAACGCUGUGAGGCAGGCUCGACCUUCAGGUGGUGAUGAUCCCUCCUCUGCUUUCUGCAAGGCCUUCGCAGCUCUAGUUGCAGAGGUGGGAUGUAAAGGUUGGAUGCCUUCCCAAACUGAAGCAGUCACGUCGUGAGUACAAAUGCCUAUGCUUGGGGAGAUUUCUUUUAAUAAUAA